This is a messenger RNA of Micropterus salmoides (largemouth bass), 1027 nucleotides long. RefSeq names its product FH1/FH2 domain-containing protein 1-like. The transcript is spliced from 5 exons. Gene Ontology annotation, cellular component: cytoplasm; cytoskeleton. The record is from RefSeq and is a predicted model, not a curated record. Bases 536 to 1012 code for a protein of 158 amino acids. Gene Ontology annotation, molecular function: actin filament binding. Gene Ontology annotation, biological process: cortical actin cytoskeleton organization; actin filament network formation. Lineage: Eukaryota; Metazoa; Chordata; Actinopteri; Centrarchiformes; Centrarchidae.
UCCUCUUUUCCUUCCUUACCUCCUUCUUUCCUUCCUUACCCCUCCUUUCCUUCCUUACCCUCUCCUUUCCUUCCUUACCUCCUCUUUUCCUUCCUUACCCCCUCCUUUCCUUCCUUACCUCCUUCUCGGUGGAUCUUUGCACUGCAGAGCUUCGGCCACCAGAGGACGCUGCUCCACCACAACACUGGACGAUGUGUUGUUAUUGGAUGACACAAAGCACUCUAGUCAUGAUGUCAUACUGCUGUUGCUCAAUGGAUUACCAUGCUGUACUUGAAUGACAUCACUAGUGGGCCGUCCACCAGCAAGUUCACCAAACCAGAGAUUCCUUCAAAAUAAAGGACUUGAUUGGCUUUAUGAUUGGCUGCAUUCAUUACAUGCAGGUGACACCGGAUGUAGGUGUGUGUGUGUCCGCAGCAGCUUCACCGGUGGACGCGCAGCGAGGACCGGGUUCGCUUCAUUUGAAAAGCUGCUCCAGUGAGUCCGCACCGAGUCCCACGCGCACCUUCAGCCGCAGUCGGGUUGCGGUCAAACGGCCAUGGCGUCCAUCGUUUGCCGGGUCCAGUACCUGGAGGACUUGGAUCCGUUUAUCUGCACAAACUUUCCCGAACCUCGGAGACCUCCGACGGUGAGCGUGGAGGAGAACCUGCCGCUCAGUGAGCAGAUCGCCGGGAUACACAAGCUGCUGGAGGCGCCUCUCAAGCUGGAGGAGUGCACCCUUCAGUUGUCUCCUCAUGGGAACUACCUGGACCUGGACUCGUCUCUGGCCGAGCAGAGGGACGAGCUGGAGGGCUUCUAUGAAGACGUGACAAAAGGGAAGAAGCCCCUCCUGAUCCUGAGGACUCAGCUCUCGGUCCGAGUGCACUCCGUCCUGGGUAAUUACCUCCUCCCUGUCCUCUUACUCUUUCUUUCCACGGCUCCCUCCGUCCUCUCCUGCAGCAGAGGAGUGAUGACUCAGGGGAAACUCGCGGUCAGGAGAAGCUUCACCACAGUGACGUGUUCCUCAGUCAGCUGAGAGGAUUUCCUCUCU